Molecule: messenger RNA, 3119 nt
Organism: Brassica rapa (field mustard)
Lineage: Eukaryota; Viridiplantae; Streptophyta; Magnoliopsida; Brassicales; Brassicaceae
Product: two-component response regulator ARR8
Biological process (GO): cytokinin-activated signaling pathway; phosphorelay signal transduction system
Source: RefSeq, a predicted model, not a curated record
UACAGCUCCAGCAGCAUACUGGUUUUAUAGCAUACUGCUAAUGUUAAUGCUAAUGCUAAUGCUCUAUCAAUCAAGUCUUAAGAAGUGAACGGCUUGUUAAAUUAACAAGUUACAAAAUAGAGUACUUAGUCGUAGAGUUUUUUUUUUUGUGAAAAUUAGUUGUGGAGUUAUAAUUAUUAAAAUUUUAAAGUGUAUGUAUAUGCAUAAACCUCCAACAGAACUAUUUUUUUUUUAGUUUUGCCAGCCCUCUAAAACAACUAUCUGUGGGCGUUAAAACUGCAUGUGGUUAUAUGAUAUUAUAUAUUAUUUAAAUCUUUCGUCUUUUUAUCUUAGAUCAUUUCCAAUGUAUUUUGCUAUUUUCAUCUUUAAAAUAGAGGAACUCUAUAAUAGAGAUGAGAUAUGCUCUAAUGUAUUCCCAUAAAAUAGCAAUCUCUAAAUGUAGAGUAAAAAAUAAAGGAAUGCUAUUUCUUUCUCUAUAAAUAGAGGAAAAAAUAGAGAUCUCUAUUAUAGAGGAAGAAAUAGAGGUGAGUUGGAGCAAUUUCACUUUUAAAUGUUAUUAUAGAGGUGGAAAUAGCUAUGGAUUGGAGAUGCUAUUAAUCCCACAAAAAGUCUUUGGUGGAGAAAACAAAUCCAUUAAAAUCUUCAUAUAGAUUUCUUUCAUUAUUUUAUCCAUUAGUACCAAAGUCCCUCUCUCUUUCUCGUUGUCUUCUUAGCAAUAGAAUUAUACUUUAAUUCCUCAAAACUUGCUUGGUCCGUAACUCAAAGCUAGAUGCAGUUUUAAUUUUAUUUUCCUUUUCGAAUAUAACCCCCUUUUUUACUUCUCCUCCAUUUGCAAGCUCAUAGACAACUCUCACCAUAGAGAAUUAAUCUUAUAAGAAAAAGAACACAAAACAAUCCAAUGGGUGUGGUAACAGAGUCACAGUUCCAUGUUUUGGCGGUUGAUGAUAGUCUCUUUGAUCGGAAAAUGAUAGAGAGAUUGCUGCAAAAGUCUUCCUGUCAAGUAACUACAGUUGAUUCAGGCUCUAAAGCUCUCGAGCUUCUUGGUUUGAGAGAAAGCAAUGAGAGUGACGACCCAAAUGCUACUUCUACAUCACCUGAAGUUGAAAUAAAUCUUAUAAUUACAGAUUACUGUAUGCCUGGCAUGACUGGUUAUGAUUUGCUCAAGAGAGUUAAGGAAUCAGCUGCAUUUAGAAGCAUUCCCGUUGUAAUAAUGUCAUCUGAGAACGUUCCUGCUAGAAUCUCCAGAUGUCUGGAAGAAGGAGCUGAGGAGUUUUUCUUGAAACCAGUAAAGUUAGCUGAUCUCACCAAGUUGAAACCUCAUAUGAUGAAAACCAAGUUGAAGAAAGAAAGUGAAAAACCAGCAGAAGAAGUGAAACCGGAGAUAGAAGAAGAAGAAUCGCCAGUGAUUGAAAUCUUGACUCUCCAUCAAGAACUUGAAUCCGAGCAACAAGAACCAAUGUUGAGUAAUAAUAAGAGGAAAGCAAUGGAAGAAGCGAUAUCUACUGGUCGAUCACGUCCUAAAUACAACGAUAUCACAACAUCAGUCUGACUGGGUGUGAUCUGAUAAGUUUUUUCUCAAAACUUUGCUUCAGAGUUUUUGUUAGGUUAUUUGUAGGAAUGCUUCUUCUGGUAGUAAAUACAGGUUGCCAUAAAAAUGAAGCAGGGGGGGGGGGGUGGGGGUGGGGGGGAGAUAUAUAUAUGUAGAUGAUGAUAAAGUACUAUUAUCGAGCACAAGAUGACGUUUUCAGCACGUCUGAAAUGUAUAUCAUCACAAACUAGCAAAUAUAUAAUAACAAUUCGGGUUAGCCUUAAAAUCACAGAAGGAUCCCAAGGUUCUUCUCCAAUAAACCAUAUCAUCUCUACAAAAUUGUAUACAACAAAUCCGAAAAGCAACUCAGAAACCUUAAAAAUCUCAAAGAAAAGCAGAGAGAGAGAGAGAGAGAGCGGAAUAACAUGCCAUUGCCUCCAGCUUUCUAUGCCCACUAGGACCCAAUUCGUUUCAUUAUUAUUUUUUUCAAAGAAUUAGACCUUCUCCAAUCCAUUUUUAUAUUUCUAAUUUUUUCGAAAAUAGAAAAACUCUAUUGUAAAGCUAGAUUUGUUUCUAUAAUUGAAUUCUCUAAUUUAAGGAAAAAUAUAGAGAUGUAAGUUGGAGGCGAUUUGAUUGGACGUUUAUUUUAUUACAAUUUGUUAAUACCAUUUAGUUGGGAAAAUCGACCAAUUCAUACUUCAACAGACGGCUUCAGUCCCGAUCAAUACAUUGCACUCGAACUAUGUUAAGGUAUGAAUUACACCUUCGUUUAAUAUGAUUCUCUCCGUCAUGGACUAAUGUCAUAAUGGGCUUCUUCUUUCUAAUAGUUUAAUGUCACUCUCUAAGUGGGCUUUUACUAGACAACUAUCGAAGGGGUCCCAAAUAUAGAAAGGAAACAAACUACGUCUAAUCAUACGGGAAUGAUUGGUUCGUUGGGGGAAAUGUAAAUGUCGGCUAGCUCAUCAUAGAUGACAUUAAUAAUUAGCCUUUGGGAAAGGUUGAUAUAAAAGUUUGGGACGGGUCUUCGCUUUCAAGCUCGAAUUUAUUGGUCGAACACUGACGUGUCACCUAACACUCUUCUAGCUGGCCAGAAAGAGACGUGGCUAGUGAAAACUAUGGCGAUGUAUUAUUGGUCUGAAGAUCGCCGCAUGUGUCACGUGUGGAAUAUACAUUCAUAUUUCUCUCCUCCCUUCAACCUUCAUCCAAACAGAUCGAACUCGCGAAACUAAAGAUAGAAAUGGCUAUGCCUUUGGAAAUGGCAAUGCAUCUGACGAAGACCGUGUGGUUUGCUCUGAGCGGUUGGAUUUUCACGUGUUUGUGUAUCGCUGACGAAAUUGCUGGUUCUCUUAGAAACCGAGAAUUGUCCCUCUCCAUGUCGGAUGAUUGACUCAAGAUUCAAGAUUCUUCAUGCUUUCCAUGAACUAUCACCAUUUUCUCCUCAGAGAUUUGUUUCUUUUUUUAAUGGCGAUGAGUCUAUAAACCCUAUAAUUGAAGGGUUUGUGUUUAUAAAGGAGGGAGAUAUAUAAGGUCAUUGUUUGCUCCAUGUAAAGUGGAGUUUGAUAUAUAUAUAAUACGUCUCAAUUUGUCUGUC